Molecule: messenger RNA, 5706 nt
Organism: Actinia tenebrosa (Australian red waratah sea anemone)
Lineage: Eukaryota; Metazoa; Cnidaria; Anthozoa; Actiniaria; Actiniidae
Biological process (GO): regulation of dendrite morphogenesis; small GTPase-mediated signal transduction
Cellular component (GO): neuronal cell body; dendrite; guanyl-nucleotide exchange factor complex
Molecular function (GO): guanyl-nucleotide exchange factor activity
Source: RefSeq, a predicted model, not a curated record
AUGGAAACAAAACGUAAAAUCAGACGAAGCCGCAGCCUUAGUGACAUUCUCAAAGUCUGUAUUCCAAACAUUGUGGAAAAGGAGAACAAAGAAAUAUGUAAAGAUGAAGAAAAGUCUGUAAAGGCAACCGAUUGUAAUGGCAACGAGCAAAAAACAGUUUCUCUUGGAAUCAAAGAAUUGUACAAAAAGAAUGCAACUAGUACGACAAAUGACGUGGCUAUAGCUGCGUCAUCUCACGUUAAUAACGAUCAGUCAAAGGCUCUACUAACAGCAACAGGGCCACAAAAAAAGAAACCAUCUCGGAAGUCGCACAGACGAAAACGCCGUGCUACACUUGCUGACUUGUCUUGUAUCGAUAUCCUAAAACCUAUACCUGAAAUGCAAGAAGAGGAGGACGAAUUCAAUGCCCUUAGUCAGACAAAUUUGUUGUUUCAAAGACAAUUUUGUAAGGACAGUAAAGUUGAUCAAAAUGACAUAGGACAAGAACCAAGAGAUGUUGAUGAUGAAAGUGGGUCGGGACAAAGGCAGUCGUGGCGGGAUGAGGUGCGAAAGGAGAUGCAGCAAUGGAGAGAUGACUUUGAAAAACUGCCGUAUCCAGAGAAUACUCACAAUGAUAUACGUCCCCUUAAUGGAGCAAACGGUGAAAGUUUCGAACUACGCAUUGAACCAUCGAAAGAAAAGAGUGACCCAAAUAGAACAGAUUUAAACGUCGAAGAACAGGAUGCACAAGAUGAUUCAGAUGAGGACAACGAUGAAGAUGUCGAGAGUAUGGAAUUGAAAGAAGCGCUGUCAAACUAUGAGAUAGCAUACAAUGUAAACGAAGAUGAGAAUACCAAUAUUUUUGAACGUUUACAAACGAAUUAUAAGAAAAAUAGACAACGUUCAGAUUCGCUUUCUUCUCUCACUACUAAAAGUUCUGGAUCUGAAAGGUCAUCGUCAUCAGUAUCUCCUGUCGAUGAAAAGCUACUACAUGAGAAAAUGCAAACAGUAGAAGCUCCAAAACGCAGGCGAAGAUUCAGUACUAGUGACUUACACCUGAGGUGUCUGCUACACGCGUUACCAUCAAUUAGUGAAGAAGGCAAGAAAAAUAGUUUCUCUUCAUCUGGAUCAAGUGAUAGCAAUGAAAGUAUACCUGCUACAGAUCUGAUGAGAAGACGUUCGGGUAGUUUGCCAAAUAUUUUAGCCUUCAGACAAGCUAUAAUAAUCAAACCACGAAAUGAUACUAAAGUAGACGGACCUAAAAAAAAAAUUGAUGAGGAGGAUGACAGCUCUCACAAACAACAGAUCAAACCUGAGCAUCGUGAAGUAACGUCGCUAGAUCAACCUCAGUUGACGCCAAAUGCAACUGCUUCCAAAACGUCGAAUAGAAGAAACAGCAUGUCUGUAAUCGAAGACGUAAGACAGAAAAGUUUAACUGAUCCUGCUUCUGCACAAAACGGUGAUUUACCAGAUUUUCCAUUGAGUAUCGAAAAGAAUGUUAGUAUUUUAGAAAAUGGCGUUACAAAAGGUUCCAUUGAAUCAAAAAACCUUGUGAAGGCUUUGGGACAAAAGAUGAGAGCCUCCAUACGAAGGCGGAAUUCUAUAGCUUCGUUAAAGCCCUGGACAGGAAUAGUUGAAAGAUCAUUAAGAUUAUCCUUUCCGCUUCUCAUGGAUGAAGAGAAUGAAGACGGAACGAAGGAUAAGGUGGAGGAGAUCCAAAAGAAAAACACUAACUCAGAAGCUGAUUAUAAGUUAUUUUUCUCUGGGCAUUGUAAGAAUCAAAAAAAAGAUAAUGUAAGUGUAGUCAAAGGAGAAAAUUUACCAGAUUGUCAAUUACACCAAGAUUUUACAACAUCAGCCACCGGCAACUGCCUUGUUUCAGGACUUGAAUCACAGCAAAGCAGAAAUAGCGCGUUCACCCAACAGAAAAAGCGUUAUGGAGCUGACAAAGAAAAGGAUCUUAAAACAGUCGAACAAAUUUUCGAAGUUGUAAAGAAUGAUCACAAGAAGAUAAAUGAAAGCCUCACUGGAGAAGAAUUAGAAGCACCAGCAAAAACGUCUUUAUUGUCCAAAAGUGCAAACGAGAUGCUCCAAAGCAGAGUUUCGACAUUUUCCAGACGUUCUUCGGUGAAAGAAAUACCAGUAUCAAAACCUAUGAAAGUCCUAAAGUCAACGUCCAGUCAAAAAGGCACUCUACCUCCGGAAUCGCCCAAAUUAGAGAACAAGAGAAAAGUACCAGUAGGAAGAGCCUUAUCUAAUCCAUUACCCAAGACUUCUCCUAGCGUAAAUCGUCCUUCAAGUCCUUUAGCUUUUUAUGAGAAGAAUCAGGGCAUGAAGCAAGAGUCCUUAUCUUCAUGGAGCGUAAAAGAAAAACUUGACAAGGAAAGACCAGCGAAAACAUCUUCUAGUACUCGUCCUUCAAGUCCUUCCGCUUUUUAUGGGAAGAAUCAAAGCAUCAAACAAAAGUCCUUAUCUUCAUGGAGCGUAAAUGAAACACUUGACAAGGAAAGACCAGCAAAAACAGCUUCUAGUACUCGUCCUCCAAGUCCUUCUGCUAUCGUCACCAAGAAAAAGGGCGCGAAACAAGAGUUGCCAUCUUCAAAGAGCACAAAUGGAAAAGCUGAUGCCAAAACACCUUCAAAUCGUCCGCCCAGUCCUUCGAAUAUUACAAGGACUAAUCAAGGCAUAAAGCACGAGGUGGCAACUUCCAAUAAUAGUAGAGGAACACUUGCUAAAGCAUCUCUCAGUCGUCCUCCAAGUCCUUCAGCUUUGGCAAGGAAGAAUCAGGCCAUCAAGCAAGAUUCCUCUUCCUCAAAGAGUGCAAAAGGAACAACACCUGCUAAAGAAACACCGCCUAAAACACCUCUCAAUCGCCCUUCUAGUCCAUCAGCUGUUGACAGGAAGAAUCGGAGCAUGAAGCAGGAGUCUUCAUCUCCAAGAAAUGUGAAAAGGACACUCGAUAAUGAAACAACACCGAAAACAGUUUCCAGUUGUCCUCCAAGUCCUUCUGCGUUUACCAAGUCAAAUCACUGCACAAAGGAAGGGUCCUCUUCCACUAUCAGUGGAAAGGGAAUAAAUGAAAGUAAAUCAUCAAGUAAGACCCCUUCAAAACCUUCCCCAAAAGCAACAGCACAAGCAUCUAAGAGACCAUCUUCGCCAGUGACUAGAAAGAGGAAUACGAAGUCGCCUCAGGUUACAAGAAAAGCUAGUAUAAAUUCAGAGUUCACUGAAAAGAAAGACGUUACUACCACGGUGCCUAAUACGCCGAAAGACCAGGGAGCGCCAAGGAGACAUUCAUUGAUAUCUAAUAUGGAGGAAAUACCUAAGGAUAACAGUGAUAGAGCUCUUGAAGGCAUUGCGCCAAAUGUCGAGACGUCAAAAACAACUAAUAUUGAGGAGAACGUGACCUCGGUUCCUAAGAAGCAGGUUAUGGAAAUGGAAGAGAAGCCAAUAAUUGAACGAGUUAGUAAAGAAGUAAAAGAUCGCAAACCUGAGAAAGUCAAGGUAUCUAUAGCAGACGUAUCUAAGGUUACUCCCAUCGAAAAUAUACAAGAGAGACCGCGAGAACGCAAGACAUAUGUGAAUGUUAUAAGGCGUCCACUAUCUUCAUCUCUCGUAAUCACCGUCCCGGCUUCUUCCCCCGAGAAAGAGAAAGAAGAUCAACGUAAGCAAGACAAACAUUUCUUUUCUUCAGGGAUUAAUCAAGAAGAAGUUUCUUUGACGAAAAAGAAGGAAGAAAAAUCGAACGCUCUUUCAUUAGACAACUCAACAGACAAAUCUAGGUACCAAGAACUUGGCAAGAAACAAAUGAACGUCGAUCAAAAUCUUGAUCAAGGUAUUGAAAGAGAACUUGACAGCUUUGGAUCACUCCUUGAAGAAUUUGAGAAUUCUCCUCUACAAAUCAAGAGCAGCACGAAUAAUGAUAAUUUAGAGCAAAUAAAGGCGCAAGAUAAUAACGAAAGUAGAACAUUGAAUGAUGCAAUACCAACGGAAAAAAGAUUUGCAGCGUUAAGUGAGCGGUACAACGCGAUCAUGUCCAAGUUUGGAAUGUUGAAUGAAACUCCAUCGAGUGAAAGGCCUACUGUUGCGACCACAUCACCGACAACAACCGUAGUCGCAUCGCCAGUACCUGAUAACAAAUCCAGCCAAAAACUUGGGGUCAGCUUAACGGUACAUGAAAAUACGAACAAAGCUAGAAGAUCCGUCCUACCACUGUCUGAGGAUAGAGUCAGUAAAGUUGUAGCCGGCUCAUCAGUAACUGAGAAAAACGGGAUUAAAGUUGGGAUGACAUUGGAAAAACCCGAGUAUAAGGUCAAAAGUUGUGAAGUUAGUAUACCAGAAUCUAUAAAUACCAUCAGCAAUGAAGAGGAUUGUUCACCAGUACUCGUGGAAAAGUCGGUUGGGGCCAGUUUUCCAGUUGAACCAAGUUUACCUCUAUCCGAGAACAAAGCCACUUCAGCAGUCGUAUCUAAGGAUAAUAUCAGGAAAGAUGAGAUAAUGUUGCCAGUUAAUGAGGUCAACAGGGUUAAUACACCGGUACCUGAUGCUGGAGUCAGGAAAGGGGAAGUAAGCACACCAUAUUUUGAUAACAUAGUCAGGAAUAAUGGCGACAGCUUACAAGUGUCCGAGGAUAAACUUAGCAAGCGCACUACAACCACAAGUGAUAUCGACUUGCUUCAUUCAUCUUUUGAUGGCAAACAGACAAAAACAUCACUGGACACACCUUUUUCGGAAGAAAAUAAAGAAAAAUCAAAAUCAAAAUCUUCGACUCCAAUAUUAAUGUCUGAAUUACCUACAUUUGGGAGCUAUUCUACACCAUCAGUGCCAAUAAAAGUUGCUGUUGCAAAGCUAUCGCCUCUUUCCAGUUGUCAAGACGCAAGUUACCUUUCUAUCAUUUCAAAAGUCGACAAGGAGAAAGAUCAAAAAAAGGAGAACGAGGGAGCAGAAAAUCUCAAGGCUACUCUUAUGAAAGUAGAGGGAAAAUCCGUUAUUCUACAAGGAAAGGUUCCUUAUAUCAAACAAAAUGUGCAGUCCCUAAUAAGGCCUGUGGAAGAUCCUUUGAUGCCCACAGCGAGCCACGAUGAUGAAGAAACGUCUGCUUUAGCAACUGAUGAAACCUUUGGUGCUUUAUCUGAGAACACGAAGAACAGCUAUGAACUUUGUAGAACAACUGUAAUAGCACGUCUGAUUGAUCGCAAACUUGGUCCAAGACGAAAAACGAGCAUUGUGCCAACAUUUGCCGCCAGAACGUCUAAAGUUUUUGAUGACUCGGAGGCAGGGAUGAAAGGGAUUCCAUUCACCAUGCGGCACUUCAACAGAUAUCGCGAUUACAUCGAAAGAGUAACCUUGAAAUCUACUGUUAGAACAGAGGCCUUGUCCAUUCAUGAUAUUCUACACAAUCUAGAUACUUCGUUAAUGGAGAUGGAGCUGGUAUCGCUGUGCAGAGAAUGUACCAAAACACUGAGGACACUUGACGCUUUGGGAAGCUUACCUUCGUAUUUGUCACCUAACACAGUCAUCGUCAACCCAAGUGGAACGAUCAAAUUCAGGCAUCUCAGCACAGAUGUAACCAUAGAUGAGCUCUUUUUGGCGCCAGAACACACCAAGAAAUUCUCUUCUGAAAAGAUUUCAACAAAAACUCGUGCUCGAGUUGAAAUAAGUAAUUUUAGCGACGUGACAUUUUAUGGUUUCUUUGUUCAUUCGGUAAUCAAAGAAAGCAAACAAUAG